CUGAUAUUUAGCUUUCGCAAUUAAUAUUUGUAUUCUUAUAAGAUAUAAAUUAUCUUGAAAGUAUGUCAUAGUUAAGCCUAGAAGAUAGUUAACAUGUGUGUUUCCAAAAAAUUUAAUAGCCACCUUCGUGGUAUAAAUAGUCGGUACGCCUACUAUUCAUCACAGUACAAAAGAGGAAAUCUCUUGCUACAUUAUACAGUUCAUACUUCUUGCAACUCCUUGAAAAAUGAAGAUUUUUCUGCUUGCUACGUGCUUACUGAUUAUCACGAAGGUGAAAGCAAUUGACAUAAAUCAAGUGCAAUUGUUUAAAGAGUAUUUGGAGAAAUGUGAGAAAGACAGUCCUCUAGGGAAAAUACAGGAUGUACCAUCUAGUUUAAGACCCGAUGUGCUGUUCUGUGCGAUAAAGAAUACGGGCUACAUUGAUGUAAAUGAUUACUAUGCCAUAGAAGGAAUUGAAAAACAUUGCAAGUCUAUCACGAUCGAUCCGGUACAAUGCCAGAAAAUAGGCUUCUCGUGCUACCAAGUUUCUAACUUACAAUCGUGUACAACAAACUCAACACACGGCAGCAAGGAAUCCGGCCUUAAAUUCAUACAGUGUGCAGUAUUACACGGUAUGAUGGGGAUAAUUCCUAUAUAAUUAUAUUCUUCGCUAGGCGUGCCUCCCUCGAUUUGCAGAAUGAUUCUAAUUUGAGUCAAUCUUAAGUCAAUCUUUUCUUAAAAAUAUCAAGAGAUGUUACAACUUUCCUGUAUCAAAUCGUAUAUUGUAAGUAAAUAAAUAUAUCUGCGCAGCUA
Molecule: messenger RNA, 792 nt
Organism: Linepithema humile (Argentine ant)
Lineage: Eukaryota; Metazoa; Arthropoda; Insecta; Hymenoptera; Formicidae
Product: venom allergen 4-like
Source: RefSeq, a predicted model, not a curated record